Messenger RNA from Naegleria lovaniensis, 3030 nucleotides. RefSeq lists its product as uncharacterized. Gene Ontology annotation, cellular component: plasma membrane. Gene Ontology annotation, biological process: Ras protein signal transduction; positive regulation of GTPase activity. The transcript has 4 exons. The coding region runs from base 1 to 3030 and encodes 1009 amino acids. The record is from RefSeq and is a predicted model, not a curated record. Lineage: Eukaryota; Heterolobosea; Eutetramitea; Acrasida; Naegleriidae. Gene Ontology annotation, molecular function: guanyl-nucleotide exchange factor activity.
AUGUCAUCAUCGAGCAGCAACUCUUCACUCACUUCCACCCUAAAAUCUGGCUGGAAAAACCUCACUGGGGGAGGAGGCAACAAUAAAUCCUCAUCAAAUUCCACGUCCAGCACUCCGACGAUCGGAUCUGCUGUCAACACUCAGAACGAAUUAUAUUCAUCAGCAUCAUCACCUCCUCUCGAUCAAAUGUCAGUCAAACAAUUAGUAGAAAAAAUUAACGUUUUACAAGUUCAAUUAUUUAUGGUGACAAAAGAAAAACAACAAUUGGCUUAUCAGAACUCAUUGUUGCAAAAAGAAAAUUUAGAGUUACAACAAUUGUUGAAACGACAAGCCUCGAACACUGUGAAAACAAAUACGGAACAAGAAAAGAAAAUUGAAAGUUUGAUUUCGAAAUUUGAGAAAGUUUCUGAAUCCAUGUAUACCAGACAAGCGAGCAGUGGCAAUAUUUCAAAAUCGCAUUCAUUGGUUCAAGACGAUAAGAAAAAACAACAUGAAGAAGAAACUGUAUAUCCCUCCAGCGAAGACGAUGACGAUGAUGACACCAGUUCUAGCACCACUCUUUCAUCCUCAAAUUCAAGCUUUAAUUUUCGAUCCGAUGAUCUCUCCUCCACGUCCUCUCAUGAUCAUUUAGGUGAUAUGGAUAACCUUAUUGUUCAAGCAAAAAACAGAAAAACAAGAUUACCUUCUGUGUUUAGAAAACCAACCGUAGCACCUUCAAACUCAUUUUCAGAAAAGAAGUUGAGCACAAAUAACUCGAGUAGUAGCAAUUUGUUACUUUUCAACACGACAAGUGAAACAAGUGUUGCUGCCGCUAAUACAUCAUCGUCUUCAUCGGGCACAAGUACUACACCAAAUGUUGAAAACAAAGCAAUUAAGGAGAAGGCAAAAACGACCAAUGGAACUUUAAUUAUUGAAUAUCCUGUAAAUCCAAUUUUCAGCAAAUCUCAACAAUCCACACCAGGAGGAAAACGUGUCACAAAAGGAGCUAAAGUAUCUGUCAUUCAAAUUGAUGACAUGUUUGCAGAGCCAGUUCAAGGAUUUGUUGUGGGAAAUGAUUCUCGUCUCUCAUGCGAAGGAGAUCGAAACGCUGCUGCAAAAAUUGCAGUCGAAAGAUUUUCACAAGACAUCUUGCAACAAUGUAGAGAGUAUAUUCAAAACGAAAAACAAGGAAAAGAAUUGAAUGAGGGAGAAGUAUUCUGUAGUACUUUUAUGAAACCUCAAUCUGUGAGUGGCUCAUUUUCCAAUUUAACAAGUUCAUCUUUCCAUUUAAUUCAUAUCAAUACUGGAAAUGCUGCUUCUCAAGUAGCUUCCAGUAAAUCGAACGAUGAGUUGGAUGGCGCGAAUUUAGACUCCAAUGAAUUGACCAAAACCAAAUUUUAUAACUCUCUCAGUAAUGCUGUGCACAACGCUCUCGAAUGUAUUGACACGUUGGAAUGUCAAUCCAUUGCGUAUGCACCAUUCCUCUAUCGAACAUCAAAAUCAGAAGUGAUUCCUCAAUAUGGACUUACCAAGAGCCAAUGGUUAGCAGCAGCAAGAUGCUUUUUCAGAUCCACUUUUGAACACUGUAUUGAAAAUCGUCUUUCAAGUACCUUGUUAGACAUUCGGUUCAUUGUCACCACAGAGGAAGAAGCAAAAAUUUUAAAACAUCAUUUGGAUAUUGAUUUCCAAUUUUUCAUAUUCAAUUUUGUGAAAUUGCAAGCUCAAUUUUCAAGACCUACCUCUUCCUUAGCGUCAACAGUCAUUGCACCUCAACCUAAAAAUAUCGAAUGGAUGGACUCCACAGAUGAAGAAUCUGAUCAAGCUAUGGAAAUUAAAUGUGCCACACUUCACAAACUCAUUGAACGAGUGACCUAUCACAAGAAUUAUGACAAUGCAUACUUGUAUGCGUUUUUAUUGACCUAUCGAUCUUUUACAACACCUCACGAUUUGAUGGACAAAUUAAUUGCACGAUAUAAUUUACCUCCUCCAAAUGCCAAGACCAUUACAAAAUCUGAAUUUACCAAGUGGCAAGAAGAAGUAUUGCAACAAGUUCGUUUGCGAGUCACACAAGUGGUCAAAUUUUGGAUUGAAAAUCAUUAUCAUGAUUUUGAGAAUGAUUCGGAAUUGUUAGAAAAAGUGAAAAAGUUGAGUACCAUCAUGGAGAAUACUCAGGGCAAACACUUUGCCACUCAAUUAUUGAAUUCUAUCAAGAGACAACAAUCACUCAACAAUAACAAUGUAGAAGUAUUUGUCAAGAUUGAAACUGCUGUGAAAUAUCCGAAAAAGUAUCGACCUGGAAAAGAUGACUUGUCCAAAUUUGAUAUUUUAGAAUGGCCCAGUUCUGAAAUUGCACGUCAAAUCACUCUCAUUGAGUAUAACAUGUUUAAGGCCAUAAAACCAAAGGAGUGUCUCAAUCAGUCAUGGAAUAAGGAGUCACGAGAACAAAAAGCAUUCAAUAUUUAUCAAAUGAUUACAUGGUUCAAUCGAGUGUCAAAAUGGGUCGCAAGUAGAAUCAUGAGCGAACCCAAUAUUAAGGAUCGUAAAGCAAUCAUGACCAAAAUGAUACAAAUUGCUGACGAGUGUCGAAAAUUGAAUAAUUUCAAUGCAGUAUUUGAAUUUGUCAGUGGUUUACAAAAUUCUGCAGUCCAUCGUCUCAAAAAGACAUGGGAAUUAUUGAAGAGCGAGUCGAAACGAGAUCAUGACGAGUUACUAUCACUCAUCAGUGGAGAUAAUAAUUUUAGAGCCAUUCGUCACGCUAUUCUCUAUGUAAAACCACCUUGCAUUCCCUAUAUUGGAGUUACAUUGACUGAUUUGACCUUUAUUGAAGAUGGAAAUCCAAAUAUUCUCAAUGACAAGAUUAAUUUUAUUAAGAGAAGAAAAUUGGCCUUGCUCAUUCGAGACAUUCAGACCUAUCAACAAACGCCAUACUCUCUACAAAGUGUUCCCGAAUUGCAAGAACGUUUGAAGGCGAUUACAAGUAUUGACGAUGAAAAAUUGUUCAAGUUGUCCUUGGAAUUUGAACCAAGACAACAAAAGACCACCAAUGUGUAA